Pelobates fuscus (common spadefoot toad) is the source of this 3578-nucleotide messenger RNA. RefSeq names its product basic helix-loop-helix family member e41 (gene BHLHE41). The transcript has 5 exons. Gene Ontology annotation, biological process: regulation of neurogenesis; circadian regulation of gene expression; regulation of transcription by RNA polymerase II. Gene Ontology annotation, cellular component: nucleus. Gene Ontology annotation, molecular function: DNA-binding transcription factor activity, RNA polymerase II-specific; RNA polymerase II cis-regulatory region sequence-specific DNA binding; protein dimerization activity. NCBI's taxonomy places the organism in Eukaryota, Metazoa, Chordata, Amphibia, Anura, Pelobatidae. Bases 218 to 1495 code for a protein of 425 amino acids. The record is from RefSeq and is a predicted model, not a curated record.
CCCAGGAGCGCACUGUCUGCCCUGCACUGUGCAGUCUGGCCGCUAGGUGGCCUCUGUGAGACGCCCUGAUUACUUUUUUUGCAGCCAUCUUUCUCCUGCAGAGGAGAAGGAGCAGUGAGUGAGAGCAGGACACACAGAGCUUUCUGAAUGAGCUCUGCCCAGACACAGCCUGACUCUCCAGCCCUCACCCCACCAGCAGCAGCAGCCAGUGGCAGCCAUGGAGGAAGGGAUGCACAGCUUGCAGGAGAGGCAGUUACUGGAAGCCAGAGAUUUCCUGGGCAUGGAUUACCCGUCCUUGUAUCUGUGCAAACCCAAGAGAGGAAUCAAGAGAGAUGAGAGCAAGGAAACGUAUAAACUGCCUCACCGGCUCAUCGAGAAGAAGCGGAGGGACAGGAUCAAUGAAUGUAUCUCCCAGCUCAAGGAUCUCCUGCCCGAACAUCUCAAACUGACGACGCUCGGACACUUGGAGAAGGCUGUCGUGCUGGAGUUAACUUUGAAACACUUGAAAGGUUUAACAUCUCUGACAGAACAGCAACACCAGAAAAUUCUCUCCUUACAGAAUGGAGAACGCUCCAUGAAGUCACCAAUCCACUCAGAUUUGGAUGCGUUCCAUUCUGGAUUUCAGACGUGUGCCAAAGAAGUCUUGCAGUACCUGUCUCGGUUUGAGAGCUGGACUUCCAGGGACCAGAGAUGUACCCAGCUGUUAAACCAUCUGCACACCGUUUCCAGCCAAAUCCUCCCCAGUUCUCAGCUCCUUCUACAGCCUGGUAGCAAAACCUCCUCCAUGUCCCCAAACCGGGGACUCCAGAAGGUAGAGAAUCAGGCCAAUUGUGUUCCUGUCAUCCAGAGGACGCAGAACCUGGAGUUAAGUGAAAAUGACACAGAUACCGAUAGUGGUUAUGGGGGUGAGAGUGAAAAGAUGGAACCCAGAGCAGAAGGACAAGGUUUUGAUGGGGUGAAAGGUCAAAGGGGUAACAGCGUGACCGUCAAACAAGAGCCAAUGGAGGAACCGUCCCCCAAAAGGUUUAAACAGGACUGCUCUGGUGUAGGAGUGACAAUUACUGGGGCAGAACCAGUUGUAAGACCUGAUGCCAACCUGCUUAGUUCUUUAAUGGGAUUUGGAGGUGCCCCAUUUGGACAGCAGGCACCUUUCUGUUUGCCAUUUUACUUUAUUUCCCCAACUGCGGCGGCAGCAGCUUACAUGCCCUUCUUAGACAAGGGAGGUUUGGAAAAGUACCUGUACCCAGCGGCCGCAGCCACCCCCAUCCCUUUACUGUACCCAGGGAUCCCUGCUCAGGCAGCAGGCUCGUUCUCCUGCCUCUCCUCUGUCUUAUCCCCUGAGAAGCUGCCAGCGUGUUCCUCCGCCUUGCUCCCUGAACUCCCCACCUCCCCCUUCCAGCCUGGGCCCCCCUCACUGGUCACUGUGGACAGGAGCCCACCUGAGGACCUCCGUAAAGCCUCGCAAGACCUUUUACAGCCUCUGAAGGAAAACUGACCUUAAAGGACAGGAAAUAAUAUCCCAAACAUGGAAGCAAAAAAAAAACAAAACAAAAAAUAAUUAUGGAAGCCUCUUAUUUUGUAGCAAAGUAUGACAUGUAUUAUCGGAUCAACAUUAGGGCUGUAUAUUGAUGGUAUUUAAUAUCAAUGUUAUUGUAUGGCAUCAUUUUAUUUCAUAUUGACCUUACCUGAUGGAGUCUGGGGGUUUUGGGGUGGCACGUCACAAUGAUUGAGAGAUAAUAAUGUCAGACAAGGCCAGAAAUCUGAAAACUCCAGCAGUGUGGCUUAUGGUGUGUGUGUGUAUAUAAAUAUUUAGGAUUCACAAACCCGUCUGUCACUUGGUAAUCUGCAUCCAUUCAGCCCCUGCACUGAUAUUACUGGACUGCGACCCCGAUAACUGUCUGCAGGGUAAUGGCUGGCAGGGAUUUAUAGGAUUUGUAGUCCAAAAGCAGCUGGGAAGGAAGUCUGAUUCUCCUAGUUUAUUGAAUCGUUCUUUCUAGAGUUGUCAGACUCCCCCCAGCUAUUGUCUGGAUUUCAGCUUUUUGGAUCUGCGACAGACACUUUGAAUAAUCAAUAUAAAACAUCUAAAUUUAUUCAGUUUGAGUCAUAGUGAGAUUGUUGCCGCAAGCAGUGCCUUUACCAGACUCUCGUCAUGAAGGGGUUCAGACGCUCCGUCCUCCCAUUAUUGGGGUAAAGAAUAUAUGUUGUUAGAUCUUAGUCUGACCAAUUGGAGAAUGUUUCCUUUUUAAUAACCCGUUUAACGUAUCGCUGUACAAACAGUGAAAAUUCCCCCAGGUUUCCCCUCCGUGGCUGCAGGAUUGUCUCCUGAACCGUCAGCCUGUGUUUAUAGUCUGGGAAAUUCCUAUAAAUCAGGACGCCCAGAGCUGCUCAUUGACAUGUAAUUAGUUCAGAGAUACCGAGUGUGUUAUAUAACUAUUACCACCACGGCUGGGAGAACGCUGUGUCCUGACCCUCCCUUUCAUACAAAUUACAAUUGUCCAAAUUAUGCAAUCAGUUGAGCGUGAGAAUGAUCCACGUGCCUCACUGUGUGCCCACGCAUGCGUGCCACGCUGCUGCCCUAUAAGAGGGUGUAUUUGUGUGGUACGUUGCCAAGAUACUGCAAACCUAACGCUGAUCUUAUCCCGUACCAUCUCUAUUAGCACUAACGUUGGUUCUAUGUUAUUGGAGAUCCCUGGGGCUGACAUCGGCCCUCGCCACAGACUAUUUUUUUAUUUGAAUUUGCUGGAUAAAACAAAGGCUUAGAUUGUGUUUAUGGUCAGAAAAGACAGAGAUGCAAUUAUACUUUUUUUUUUUUUUUUUAAUUUUUGCUGGAUCUUGUUAAAAUCGAAAACAAAUAUAUAUAAUAUUUAUAUAUUUGUCUUUUUGGGGGGGUGUUUUUUUUGUUGUUGUUGCAUUCAGUAUUUUUUCUAUCUUGUGCUUUAUUGCUGAUGUAUGUAAAACAGGGAGCCCAGAUUCUCUCUCUCUCUUUUUUUUUUUGUUAAAUUCUAGCUGCACUUUAAAUUUAGCAGUUUCUAAUGUCUUUUUAGUCAAACUUUGUGAACUUGCACUUGAUGGAUUAACCCCUUUUCCAAUCCGGGGAACGGGCAUCCACUCAAACAAACAAAAAAAAUGAAUCUAUAUUAUCGUGUUUGUUUUUACAAUGGUAGCACUUUAUGGAUUGAUUGGCAAUGAGUGAGUUAAGGUACUGUGACUGUUUAAUUCAAUGUUAAAAACUAACUGGUAUGAAAAGUGCAUUUUAUCCCUGUUACUAAUAUAUUUUAUCAUUUUGUAUUUGCAAUGAGAGAACCCAAUAUGUGUGCGCACUGAACAUAAACCAACCAAACUAAUUAAUUUAUUUGUAGAUUUACAUUUUAUUGAGUUUAUAGACUGGAAUUUAAGGCAUAACGCUACCGAUAUCUGCUUAACUUACAAAAGAGACUGACGUUUCCCGGCGUGGAACAUGCGCAGUUUUACGGAGAGGGAUUAUUUAUUAAGUCAUGCCUUGAAGAAUACACUUUCAUAAAACCGCGAUUUGGUCUGCGCGGGUUAAACCCCUUAAAUAAAUUAAAAAAAAACAGAAA